Molecule: messenger RNA, 2454 nt
Organism: Lymnaea stagnalis (great pond snail)
Lineage: Eukaryota; Metazoa; Mollusca; Gastropoda; Lymnaeidae
Source: the annotation of a GenBank genome assembly
UUUUAAAAUCAAAGCACGAUUUUGUAGUGAAUUCUUUAUUUCUCAUUAUUAAAAAUAGACUUUCCAAAUGCUUAUCUCAAACUAUUUAUCUUGUAGUUCAAACCGUUCUGAUAAGACUGUCCACACUUUAUAUUAGACGAAAAGAACUGUGUUAGUCGGCAGUGCAUUGAAUAGUUCGUGGCGGUCAUCUUCUGAACAUCUAAGUCUUAAACAUGUCUCUCUCUGGUGUUGUCACCCUCCUGUCAUUACUUGUGGGUAAGUCAACGGUCUUUGUUUUGGUAAGUAGGUAGCCACUUCUAUGGCUACUUUUGUAACUUUUAGGGAAGUCGACUCUUUGUUUUAGUAAGUAGGUAGCCACUUCUAUUGCUACUUGUGUAACGUGUAGGCUAGGCAACUGUCUAUGUUUUGGUAAGUAGAUAGCCACUUCUGUGGCUACUUUUGUAACUUGUAUUAUAGGUAAGUCAACUGUCUUUGUUUUGGUUAAGUAAGUAGCCGCCAUUUUCACUAUUCUAUGUGAAAUUUAAAUUUUAAAAAGUGUCAAUUGCUUUUCAAGGCUCAUUGCUUUACGAAGCUAUGAAAACAAUUAAAUUAUGUCAGUCAUCGUAAGGCUAGAAUGGUCAGUCUGGCCUCAAAUUAGACUUUACGUUUUAUAAAAGGAACAUUUUAAGCCAAUAUUUGGGGAUUAGGUUUUAUGAUUAGACUCGGAUUUUUUAUUUUUAUUUGAGAGUUACAAUACCUAUUGCAAGUGCCUAAAUAUGACCACAGCACAAGACACAUAUUUCACGACAGAUAAGCUGUAAUGUAUAGACAUAUUGUUCUAUGUAAACCAUUAUAAUAAAAACAUUUUGUUUGCGCCUGCAAAUGGAGUGGUAAAAGGUUAACUUUUGAAAUUGGGAAAAGCAAAAUAAUUUAUAAUGUCCUUGUCCAUGCUCAUGUUUGAGUGUCUCCAUCAAGUUAAGGUAAUGUAACACAUGAAGCUAAUGUGUCACGUGAAGGUAAUGUGUCACUUGAAGGAAAUGUUUCCCAUGAACGUAAAGUGUCACGUGAAGGAAAUGUGUCACGGAAAGGAAAUGUUUCACGUGAAGGUAAUGUGUCACGGGAAGGUUACUGUGUCACGGGAAGGUUACUGUGUCACGUGAGGGUAAUGUGUCACGGGAAGGUAAUGGGUCACGGGAAGGUAAUGUGUCACGUGAAGGAAAUGUGUCACGGGAAGGUUAAUGUGUCACGUGAGGGUAAUGUGUCACGGUAAGGAAAUGUGUCACGUGAAGGAAAUGUGUCACGGGAAGGAAAUGUGUUACGUGAAGGUAAUGUGUCACGGGAAGGAAAUGUGUCACGUGAAGGUAAUGUGUCGCGUGAAGAUAAUGUGUCACGUGGAGGUAAUGUGUCACGUAAAGGUAAUGUGCCACGUACAUGUGAUGUGUCACGUAAAGGUAAUUUGUCACGUACAUGUAAUGUGUCACGUAAAGGUAAUGUGUGGCAAAUGCUUAUGAAAUCCACCUGUAUAUUUUCUGUCUCAGUGUGUCAUGGCGCCAUCAACCUCAACAACAUCAUCUUCGGCACCUGUGUGGAGAUGUGCAGCAACAGUCUGAUCAUCCGCGCAGUUGGCGGGAUAGGUGGAUGUGCAGAGGGAUAUGAAUGUAGGUCCAAUGGAUGUGGACACACGUGUCAACCUGUGCUAGGUAAGUUGAUACUGUCGUCUAAAACAAAGAAAAGAUUUGACAUGACAUAUAGAGAUAGCAUAGUAAGACGAAAUAUUGAGACGACAUAUUAAGAGGACAUAUUGGAACGACAUAUUAAGACCGAAUAUAGUGCGGCUAUUGAGAAGAUAUUGAGACAGCAUGUUGAGGCGACAUAUUGAGACGACAUAUGGUUUGACAUAUUGGGACAACAUAUUAAGACGAUAUAUUGAGACGACAUAUUGAGACAACAUGUUGAGACCACUUAUUGAGACCACAUAUAGAGGCGACAUAUUGAGGCAACAAAUUGAAUAAAAACUGAGACGAUAUUUUAAGACAACAUACUGAGACAACAUAUUGAAACAACCUAUUGAAACAACCUAUUGAGACAACAUAUUGAGGCGACCUAUUGCGACGACAGCAUUGAGACGACCUAUUUAGAUGACAUAUUGGACGACAUAUUGAGAUGACAUAUUGAGACGACAUAUUGAGACGACCUAUUGAGACGACCUAAUGAGAAAACUUAGUGAGACCACAUACUGAGACGACAUAUUGAUACGACAUAAUGACUGGAUGAUAUUUAAAUCAAAUUAUUUACAAACUGUCCACAGUGAAGCAAAUUGCAGUAAUGUGUCCCGCCAUUGGAUGUGCCCUAUUCUGCCCCAGUGGUUACGCAACACUUGCUAAUGGUUGCCCUUCAUGCACGUGCCUCUGAAGGAGGCAUGUCAGCGUGACAUAUAGAAAUGUAUUUCUGAAAUAAACGAUCAAUGAAUUAGAU